AUAAUGGAUUCCUUUCAAAAGCAGCUGGAAGAGGUUACACCAAAAACAGCACUCAGACGUGAUCUCCUGGUACUGGAUCCUCAGGAGACACCAGCUGUUCUAACCCAACCAAGCCGUUCACUACGAUCACGAGGGAAGCAUAGAGACAAAGAAAUAUUAAAACGAUUGGAUCAAGGAAAAACAAAGAAGUCAAAGGAGGAGCAGCAGAAAACAUAUGAAGCUGUUGAAAAGAUGUCGCUUUCCAUGCUUGAAUCAAAUAUCAGUAAAAUCAAAGGUUUGGAUCAAACUUAUGCAGACGUAAGCAUAAGUGAUGAGUCAUCUCUUAGUGAAAUUAAUAUACAGGCAGUGACAAGAUUUCACAGAAAGAAAAAUAACCCUAGGAGGGGGUUAUCCCAGAUACCAGAGACCAAAUUAGCUCAUGUUGGUAAAAGACGGUCUUCUAUUUUACCUGAAAAGAAAGAUGUCAGUGUCUUGAAAGAUCAGACAUAUGGAAAUAUCACAUAUAUUGAAGACACUUCUGAAAAUGAUAGCCUCAGUCAGGAGGUUCAUGAAAAAUUAGAGAAGCUUAGAAGCAAACAUCGUAAGGCUCUCUCCAAAACAGAGUUAACAACAAAGAAAUGGGUGGAGUCAGGUAAAAGAUUGAAGUCCAAGAAGAGCAUAGAAGAAGCCUUGCCUUCUUAUAAAAAUGUUAGAAGAGGAAGAAGUAUAGUGGUUGCUGAGGACACUUACGGUGACUUGAGUAAUGCAGACACUUCUUCAGACAGCAUAUCUUUAGGAAAGGUAAAGGUAUUUGCUGGAAAGAAAGGUCAGCGCCAGCGAAUAGCUAUAUCUGAUCAAGUAAACUUAUCCACACUUGCAAAUUCAGAAAUAGAGACCUCAGACAUUUCAGUUCAGAAUGUGCCAUCAAACAUGUGUUUAAUACAGAAAAACUUGGAGGCCUCUUCUACAAGAAAAGCUUCAGACUAUAUUAAGCCUGAUAAUGAAAGUUUACCAGAUUCAUUAAAAGGGAAUCUUUCAAAUGCCUCUACAGAUUCUUCACCUGUGAAAGACCAGAAUGAAAAUAAUACAGGGAAGCUUUCAGAUGUAUCUCAAAUAAGGGGAUCUGAAAGGGAAUGCGAGGAGAGUUACACUUCAAGUACACUUGAGAAUAGUUUGGGACGCAUUCAGACCCCAAAGAAACUAAAAUUAUCUCGAAAAGCCCCACCAAUUCAGCUAAGUUUUUCGUCUGUUUGGUCAAAACUUAAAGACAAGAGUGUUCUUGAAACCUCUGCAAAGAAAAAUACAGUUGAUGAGAAGCAGGACCUUGAAGAUGGGAAUGAAGUAGCUGGAGGCCCAACAAAUAUAAUUGGGCAACCACAACUGAGAGACUUGCAUGUUGUAUUACAACGUUUAGAGGACUCUUUUAGUGAACAGUUGGCACCCUAUAAGAAUGAAAAACCUGUCACUCCUCCAAAGAGUUUCAGGGAUGAUGAUCAGUCUGAAGACACUGAGGGACUUGAAGGCCAUGAUCAAUCUGAGGUUGGGAAUGAAGUUACUUCUAAAGAGAAUGAAUCUACUUCAGCUGGGUUAUACAUCCCUGUUUUUUCUAGUGAUAGCAGUGACAGUGAAGUAAGUAGUAACAUAUCUGCAGCUCUUGGUUCACUAUAUGAAGAUUACAGUCAUGUAUUUAAAAGAAAAUCAGGUACAGGUAUAAGUAGCUCAGAUGCAGAUGGCUCUUUUGAAAAGGGGCCAAACAACACUUCAAAAGAGAAUGUUGUUAGAUAUUUAUUUAGGAAAAGUCCCCAGAAAAGCUCUCAUGACUCACAAGAAGUAAGGUCGAAAAUGAGACUAAGGAGUUCUCCAGACAAAGAUACUUCCCAAGAGUCUUCAAGGAAAACUACUUUUCAGAAGAGAUCAGAGCAGUCACCGAAUAAGGGUAACCAACAAAACCGAAAAAGAGUGCCAAUUGAGUCAGUUAGCCCUCAACAGGAGAGCAACGUAAUAAUGAAACCCAGCCCUGGUAAGAAACCUAGGAAUUCUUUUGUGGAUUUCAGUCUUCAAGAGAAAAUGAGUGAUUCACUAAAUAAAGAAGAUCGGCAAAAGAGAAGUAUUGAUUUCCCUAAGGAAACUAGUUCACAAAAGAAAGUGCGAGUUACACCCUUAAAAGUUAACUCCCAAAAUGAAAUUCAUGGUUCAGCAAAGGAAAGGAAUAUUACACCAAGGAAGACCAGCCUCAAAAGAGAAUCAGGGGUUUCACCAAGGAGCCUCCCCUCAACGGAGAAUGAGUGUUUUCACCAAGGAAAGUCACUCCUCAAAAAAGAAGAGUGUUCACCUAGGAAAGCCAGCCCUCAAAAGAGAAUGAGUGUUUCACCAAACAAAGCCAGCCCUCAAAAGAGUGUGAGUGUUUCACCAAAGAAGGCCAGCCCUCAAAAGAGAAUGAGUGUUACACCAAGGGAAAGCCUCCCCCCCCCUCAAGGAGAAUACGAGUUUUCACCAAGGAAAAGUCAAUCCUCAAAAAAGAAUGAGGUUGUUUCACCAAGGAAAGUCAGUCGAAAGAGAAUGAGUGUUACAUCAAGGAAAGCCUCCCCUCAACGGAGAAUGAGUGUUUCACCAAGGAAAGUCACUCCUCAAAAAAGAAUGAGUGUUUCACCAAGGAAAGUCAGUCCUCAAAAGAGAAUGAGUGUUUCACCAAAGAAAGUCACCCCUCAAAAGAGAAUGAGUGUUUCACCAAAGAAAGUCACCCCUCAAAAGAGAAUGAGUGUUUCACCAAGGAAAGCUACCCCUCAAAAGAGGUUGUUGAUUGUUUCACCAAAUAAAGCCAGCCCCCAAAAGAGAAUAAGUGUUUCAGCAAAGAAAGCUACACCCCUAAAGAGAAUAAGCGUUACACCAAAGAAAUCCAGUCCCAAGAAGAAAAUGAGUGAUUCCCCAAAAGGAACCAGUUCACAAAUAGAAGUCGUUGAAUCACCGUUGAAAGGUUCUCCCCAGAAUAGAAACCAUGAUUUCCUAGAAGUAGUUAGUACACAUACAGUAUCAGCAAAGAUAGCCAGUCCACAGAAAAGAAUGGAAAGCCAUUCCCUGCAAGAAAGUAGCUCUUCCAGUGAGGGUAGUCCUAGGAAAUUGAGAAAUUCUUCAAGAGAAGUGAGUGUUCUUGAAAAAACAGAAAAGUCAUAUGAAAAUGGGGUAUCUGGGGCAAAAGGUGAUGAAAAUGUUUCAGAAAAUGGAGGCUUUGAGAUAGGGACUAAUCUUGAGAUUCCCUCCUCAGAUAGGACUAGCACAAUUGAAGAUACAUUAGGGUCUUUGGAGAAAACACUUGUAGAAAAUGUUGAAGAGUCAUUAGAGAGACAAGGUCGUCUCAAACAAUUUACUGAAACACCCAGAAAAUUAAAUCAUUCAGAAAAUAUAUCAAAAAAUGAAAGCUUAGAGCAGGAAGGAAAUCCUGAGAAUGCCUCCUCAGCACAGAUUAACCCACAGAAGGAUACACAGGCGUCUGUGGAGAAGAGGAAUGUAGAAAAUACUGUAGAGGUACCAGGGAAGCCAAGCCUUCAUAAAAGAUAUAGUGGUAUAUCCAUGAAAUUAUCAAUGUCGGAAAGUAGGUCAGACAUUUCUCACGGAAUAGAUGAAGAGAUUAAUAUUAGCAGUGAAAAGAGGUCAUCACCAAGAAAGAGAAAUCCCAAGAGGCUUUUUGUAACUGAUGAUAUCACUUCCUCAGGUAGAGAUGUUUCCUUAAAGAAGAAUGAAAAGGAUGAUAUUAAUCUGAGCACAAGCAGGAAGAAAUCAAGUGAAGUUAUUGCAUUAAAACGAAAAAGUUCAGAUACAUCAUUUGUUCAUGGAGAAUUGUUUGUAGGUGACAAGAAUGAACAAGGUAGUGGGAAGAGGAGGAGGAGGAGUUCGCUGAAGAGAAAGCGUAGUUCAUCACGAGAAGAUGAAAGAGGUUUGAAGAGUAUUGUGCAUGAAGUGUUGGUUCAUCCAGAGGAAGCUAUCAAGGCAAUGAGGAAAUCCAAUUAUUUGCUUGGGGAUCAAAAAGAAAAUGAAGAUUUGGGGUCUGAACAUGUUAUUGAAUUACAAGAGGAGAAUGUUGACAGAGCUAGAGGUAAUACUGGAAUUGAGGGGAAUGUUAAAAAUAACAAUUCAACUGUUAGCAAUAGUGUUGUGACAAAAAAACAUGUUGAGGACCAGAGAGAAAGGAGUGACAAAUUAAGCAGGUUGCCUCAAAGUGAUCAUUCUGCUGUAGUAUUUGCUGAUACACAAGAGAACAAAGGAGAGACUGAGGGGAUUACUACAUAUAGUGAUAAAUAUAUACAAGACACCCCAGUUACAAGAAGUGUUGAGGUGGAAGGAGGCAAAGAUCAAAGAGAAGAGAACAUUGACACAAGAAUUCUAGGGGUAGAAGAAGAAACUGAAAAAGAUACUCAGUCUGAUAGGACAGUCACUGGUGAUAUAUCUUUGGAUGGUAGAAGUACUAAGGAAGAUGAAAACAAAAACCAAGAAAAAGAUGCACCAAGUGCAACAGUCCAAGUGCAGGAACAAGGAAUUGAUGAGGAUGAUGAUAAACUUACUGGUAUAAAUGAAGAAAACUCUGCAGCGAGUUCUAAUUUGAAGGGUCAUAAAUCAAAUUCUCAUAUGAAUGAUGACAUAGUUCCCAGUAUGACAAUAUCUGGGAGUUUAUCAUCCUCAGUAGAAGCUGAAGGUGUUCCUCAAGUAGUUAAUGAAAAUGAAAUUAGCAUAGUUUCAAGUCAAGAUGAUGAGCUGUCAGGAUUUCAAUUAAGGAAAUUAGCUGUUGAUGUUGAAGUGGGGGAAUCCAGUGGCGAAGAGGAGUUAUCAUUGAACUUGAUUCCUAUUGCUUUUCAAAGAAGAAAUGAGAAGGCAAGCAUUCAAAAGGAAAGCUUAACUUUGACACAGCAGGAAGAGGAAGUUAUGGCAUCAGAAAGAGAGAGAAGUGAAGAAAGUAAAGCUAGAGCUGACUCAGAACAACCUUCAGAGGCUCCUAAGCUAAUACAAAUGACCAUGACAAAUUUUUUAACAAAAUUAGCAGCCAAUCCACCUAGACAGUCAGCUCUAUAUGAUGUGAAAGAAUCAAAACAUUUUGUGGAAGCAAUGUUUCGAGGAAUAGAGAGGCCCAAGACAAACCAGACAAAAAGACCUAAUGUAAAAACAAAAAAGGCUAGAAAGGAGGAACUGCCUUUGAGUGUGCCUGAAAGUAUGACGAAAGAAAUAUUUGAGCAUUAUGCAAAAUGUAAAGUUGAUAAGAAUGCUCUGAAAACUAUUGUUAAAGUUAGUGAAAAAUUUUGGGGAAACUGUGCUGAGGAUUUGAUGAGCAUAGCAAAAAGUCGAGGAGAAAAUUUUGUCAUUACAAAGGAGGAUGUGAUCAGAUUAAUGACUAGAGAGGGUACUCUCAGUGAAAGCACUCCUCUUACAAGUUUGAUUGUAGAAUAUCUUCCUUCAGAAGAGUGGGAUAUUCUUAUUCCCACUGAAUAUGGGCAUAACCAAAUUUAUCCACCCCUUGAAAAGUAAUGACAUUUGAACUGAAGUUUCAUCAUAAUGCUCCCAUGUCUAUCAUUUGCAAGAACUAUAUUUUAUACUUAUUGCUUUUAUUAAUUUGAUCUUUAUUAGAUGAUUGAUAAGUACACGGAAAAUGAAAAAAAUUAGUGACCGCAAUAGUUAAAAACACUAAAAUGCUCAAAGAAAUAACAGCUUAGAAAAGAUGACAAAACUGGUGUUUAGAGGAAGAACAAAGGUAAUCUAGUGGUGGAGGACUGUAAUGCAAGUUACAGACAUCGCAAACAGAGUUUGUUAACUGUCUUUCCCUAACUACUAGAAGAAAUAUUUUAAAAGUGUUAGUAGGAACCUUAGACACCUGAGUUUAGGGAGUAUGUAAGAGUUGAAAGUUUUCAAAUGAGGAAGCUAAACCCAUAAGUUAUCAUUCAUGCCUUACUGGCUCCAAACUGGUGUAAAAAUUGUAAUGUUGUAAUUUCUUGGUUAACUUAUUGUGUAAAGUAGCUGUCAGGUAGUUUGUGUACAAUAAGAGCAAAGGUGUUCCUACAGUACAUAUAUUACACAAGCCUGUUAUUUUACAUGUAAUAAUACUUGAAAUGUGGAAGAAUGAAGUGCCAGUGUUUAACCUACAGAUGAAAUAAAGACGUGUCUUUAAUCCAGCUAAGGCCUCUUCGGGAGUAAACCUAUCCGGCAAGUCUAUCACUUCUCAUGGAUAUUACGGCCCCUUAAUUCAACACCACAUCCACCCCAUCUAACCAAUAAUUUUUUUUGGUCUUCGUCCUCCAUUCUCCCAAAUCUUGUGACGUAUCAUCCACUUUUUUGUGUCAUGGCCAAAACUUUCAAACACUCAUCCAUCGUAUGUUAUGUGAUUCACCUUGUCCCUCAUCAUCAGUCAUAUUUUCAGACAUACUUUCAUAUAUUUCGCUUACUCCCAAAUACCACUAUUCUUAUUAAAAUUCAUUGCUCCAUUGUCGUGGCUUUCACUUACCACCAUAUUGUAAUUCAUUGCUUUGAACAUAGUUCACUUUCAAAUGCUAAAUCAUCUUUUCAUUAUCAACAAGUACUAACAGACAUCAGGUACUUCCCGCUACAUUACAGUGUCUGAUAAAUUUACACCUACAUCUCUUGUAUAUUUUAUGUAACUUAUCUCAGCUUAUGAUUUUUAAAAAUAUUGAAAAGCCAUAGUGAACACACCCUUGUAUCAGACAAACUUUUAUGCCAGACAAGUAAUUUUCUAGGCUGUCAUUUUACAGCUAAUUCUCUUUCAUCCCAAAAACUUCAGUUGUUCUCAGAAAAUUAUCUUGUACACUUGUUGUAGUCAUGUUAUGUUCUUAAAAUUUAUGGUCAUUUAUAUCAUCAUUUCCAUAUGCAAAGGAACUGUUAUUUCCCUUCCAUUUCAUUUGGAACCUUUCCCUCAUCCAGACUUGCCCUACCCACCAUCACUUGGUUAUAUGAUGCACAAUUAUAACCCAGCAUUUCAGUUGUAAUCUUAUUAACUCGGGAUGUCUUCAGGUUUUUAAUUGCCCUCAUUACAGACCAGACUGUUAUAUUCACAAUUUAUCAAAAAUUAAUAUUAACUUAUUUGACUCUUGUAUCAUUGAGAUCUGCCUCAUAAGUAUCGUCUUUAUUCAUAAGUCCAUUAAUGCAAAACUGUAUUCUGUUUAGACAGCUUCUUUGCAUUGUAUCUUUUAUUGCAAGGCUCAUUUACUCAGUAAUAUUACUGCAUUUACACCCUUUAGUACUGUACAAUUAUUAUUCUUUAUACAAUUAUUACUCAAAUUUACCCUUAAAAUGUUAACAUAUCCCAUCUUGUUUUGCCACUUGAUUCUUUACUACACAACUCAUUCUCUUGUAGAUUGCUUUACAGUUAUGUAUUUUGCCUUUCAACUGCACUUCAAAAAAAGUCUUUUCUCACUACUCAAGCUAUCAUUUCACUAUACCACCACUUACAACUUUUGUUCCUUUUCACAGGCAUAUACCAAAAAGCUUCUCACCCAGUGACCCCCUGGAUUUGCACAGAUAAACUUCUACAUUGUUAUACUAUUGACAAUAUCUCACAGUUAAUUUCAUCAUUACAUUUCAAUAUCAUUCGGAACUCCUUCAUUCAGACUAAAACUAUGUACGUACUUCUAAUUUCAGUCUUGCCACAGUUGCAUUAUGACCAUCCGUAUCCUUGGCUACUCCCCUUACAUCUGUCUCUUGCUUGUUUAUUCACUCUGAACAAACAUUCCAGUACAUAUACAGUACUGCUCUCUGUCUUCACAAGUUUCUCUUGUCUUAAUAUUUGUCUUAUUUCUUCUUUUUGUACUUAGUAUAUACAUGUAUAUAGAACAUUAGUAUAUACUAUGUGUAUAUGGAACAUAGUUAAAAUAUUACACUCAUGUAUUUUUUGAGCCACAAAGUUAGAGGAUUAAAAAUAAUGCUAUAGUUACACAAUAUUUUUUAUGACAGAGACUUUGUGUGUGCAAGUUAAUUUUAAGAUUAAGCAGACCAAGCCAAGUGAAUAGAGUAAACAGUACAUGGCAGUUUCAUAGUAAUAAUUUGUUCAUUAAAUCAGUGUAUUUAAAGAAAAAGAUAUGUUAGUGGUAUAUGGUAUAUACGUAUUAGAAAGUGGAUGUCAUUGCAUGAUUGAUUAGUUCAGGUCCCUCAUUUUUUUGGGCUUUCCUGUAGUAUCCAUAAAUAACCCUUGAUUCAAAAAGGUAAUAAACAGCAUAGUGUAUUUUAACCCAUUCUCUGGCGUUACAUCUUAAUCUACUUGUAGUUUAUACUGCUUAUGUGUAUGUAUGCAAGAUAUUUUUAAUUUUCAGGGUCAGAUUUUUAUGUAUAUUUUUUAUUAUAAAAGGUAUUUCCUUCAGUUUCUGUAUGUUGUAGAUUUUAUUAGUUUUCAAAUAUUGUAUCUGGUUUUUUGUAAUGUUGAAGCAUUUAGGUUUGGUUUUAAAAGCCUUUAGUCUUACUGUUCUUUAAAUUUUUUCUGUUUACGAUUAUAUGUGCCAUUCUUUUUGGUAAAACAUUUUUUUUUUAUCUUAAUCUUACUAUUCUUUAAAAAAAUUUUGUUUACAGUUAGGAUAUGUGCCCUUUACAACUUCUGUCUUUCUCUAAACUUUGUAUGUUUGUGAUAAAAAAAAACUUGUCAGAAUUAUACAACAGAGUAAACUACCAUAUUUUUCUAUUUUAGGCAAUUGUUAGUACUUAGUCAAUAAUUACUGUACAUUAGUUAUUAAAUCUAUUGAUAUAAAUAAGGAUAUCUGAGUAGGUGAUACUAAUGCAGUGAAUGCUGCUCCCAAUUUCUGUGGUAUGAUAUUUGGGCUCCAAGCUCUAGAUGAAAUUCUAUAAAUACUAUAUAUAUCAUAUUACCAAAAACCUUUUGUACUUGUGAAAUAAAUGAAACUUCAACUUCUCAA
Molecule: messenger RNA, 8873 nt
Organism: Macrobrachium nipponense
Lineage: Eukaryota; Metazoa; Arthropoda; Malacostraca; Decapoda; Palaemonidae
Exons: 2
Coding region: 4-5490 (1828 amino acids)
Molecular function (GO): protein heterodimerization activity
Source: RefSeq, a predicted model, not a curated record